AUGAAGUUCUUAAUCGCAUUCAUUGCCUUCGCUCUCAUCUCAACAGCCUACUCAGCAGGAUCAACAACCAAGAAGCCAUCCACAAAAGCUAUUCUAGAUGCACAAAUCAGAGACGCUGUUGGAUUCAUCAACACUUUCAAAGGAACUGUUAAAGACUUAAAAGACAGCAUCUCAUUCGCAAUCAAUAAUCCAGGACCUAAGGAGACCCUAAUAUUCACACAAAAUGAUAUCAACUACUUCUGUUCUGGAGUUUGUGCUGAAAUGUCAACAAACUUGAUUUCGUGCAAAGAUUUCACGACUUUGGUUAAUGCACAAAUGACGGUUGCUGGGAGAGUUAAGAACUAG
Messenger RNA from Chironomus riparius, 345 nucleotides. The record is from the annotation of a GenBank genome assembly. NCBI's taxonomy places the organism in Eukaryota, Metazoa, Arthropoda, Insecta, Diptera, Chironomidae.